GCCGGCGUCCUCUGGGUCUCUAGUAGUUUCCGUGCCGCUGACGCAUGCUUGCGCGCACAGCUGGGCCUGCCGCGUCCUACGCAGCAGCCGCGAGCCGGGCAGCCGGUGCCAGACGGUUCCCGGCGGGGGGCAAGGGCGGGGCGCUCCAAGAGGCCAGGGACUCCCGGCGGAGGAGCCCCAAGGAGGCCCGCCUGACGACUGACGAGUUGCCAUGGCAUCCUACUACGAGAUCCUAGACGUGCCGCGAAGUGCGUCCGCUGAUGACAUCAAAAAGGCGUAUCGGAAGAAGGCUUUACAAUGGCACCCAGACAAGAACCCAGAUAAUAAAGAGUUUGCUGAGAAGAAGUUCAAGGAGGUGGCCGAGGCAUAUGAAGUACUGUCGGACAAGCAUAAGCGUGAGAUCUACGACCACUAUGGCCGGGAAGGGCUGACUGGGGCAGGUACUGGCCCGUGUCGGGCGGAAGCUGCCAGUGGCGGCCCUGGCUUCACCUUCACCUUCCGCAGCCCAGAGGAGGUCUUCCGGGAGUUCUUCGGGAAUGGUGACCCUUUUGCAGAGCUCUUUGACGACCUGGGCCCGUUCUCAGAGCUUCAGAACCGGAGUGCCCGACACUCGGGCCCUUUCUUCACCUUCUCUUCCUCCUUCCCUGGACACUCUGAUUUCUCCUCCUCAUCUUUCUCCUUCAGUCCUGGGGCUGGUGCUUUUCGCUCUGUUUCUACAUCUACCACCUUUGUCCAAGGACGCCGCAUCACGACGCGCAGGAUCAUGGAGAACGGGCAGGAGCGGGUGGAAGUGGAGGAGGACGGGCAGCUGAAGUCUGUCACAAUCAAUGGUAUCCCGGAUGACCUGGCACUGGGCUUGGAGCUGAGCCGUCGCGAGCAGCAACAGUCUGUCACCUCCAGGUCAGGGGCCACACAGGUCCGGCAGACCCCUGUGUCGCGACCCCCUGACAGCGACCUCUCUGAGGAUGACGAGGACCUGCAGCUUGCCAUGGCCUACAGCCUGUCAGAGAUGGAGGCAGCUGGGAAGAAACCAGCAGACACCUGCAGAGAUGCCCUCCCAGCCACCUUUGACAAGCACCUUUCUAUUGCCAAGCAGGGAGGUGUGGCUCCCCACCAACUCUCUCUUCCAUUCCGGGAUGAGCACUUGGCUUCAUCUUCAGUGGCCAAAGGGUCUAUAUUGUAUUUUUCUCAAAGCAAGGAAGCAGCCUGCCCUGAAAGAGGAAUUUCAAGCCUCUAUCUUGAGAGAGAGAAUCUGCUAGAAGUUUGUAAAAUGGCUGUUCUGCCCACUUCCGGCCUUUGAGAUGACAAACCAGUGGUGUUGGACCUCAGCAGAGCACAGGCCUGGUCUGCGAGUCGCUAUCAGAGUUUAGCUACUUUUGCUUAAGGUGUGGCGAGCACUUUGCCUGCAUCACCUCGUUUAGUCCUAACCUCAAUCCUGCUCGACGUACAUUAUUCCUGAGGCCGAAGGACAUGAAGCAGCCGCCCAAGAACUGAGAGGACCAGCAGCAAAGAGGUCAAGCAUGCCUGCGUUCGAAUCCUAACUCCACCACUUAACUAGUUGUGGUACCUCGGGCAAGUUCUGUGCCGCAGUCUCUUCGUCUGUAAGACGGGGCUAAUAAUUGGUAGCGUGUCCUGAAGAUUAAACAAGUUAACGGGUGUAAAGCACCUUGGAGACUGCCAGACACAUAGGGAGCACAGCAUAAAAAAACCACUGCCUAAUUGUUAUUAGCUACCAUUCAAGCCUUGGAGAGCGUGACUCGGCAGCCUGGCUCUCCCAUCACCCUCUCUGCAUCUCCUGAGAAGGGCAGCAGGGCCCGGCUCCAGGCUGAGGCCGGGGCUGGAGUCUGGAAGCAGAGUAGACAGAAAUGCGUAGGAGUCCGGGUUGCAGCUGCACACACGACACACUAACUUUAUUCACAUUGAUACAAAAGUAGAUUUUUCUAGAAAUGUUCUCUUGUGCCAGGGGGA
Eubalaena glacialis (North Atlantic right whale) is the source of this 1968-nucleotide messenger RNA. It is a transcript of the gene DNAJB2, whose product is annotated as DnaJ heat shock protein family (Hsp40) member B2. The coding region runs from base 212 to 1300 and encodes 362 amino acids. Gene Ontology annotation, cellular component: cytosol; endoplasmic reticulum membrane. Gene Ontology annotation, molecular function: Hsp70 protein binding; ATPase activator activity. NCBI's taxonomy places the organism in Eukaryota, Metazoa, Chordata, Mammalia, Artiodactyla, Balaenidae. The record is from RefSeq and is a predicted model, not a curated record. Gene Ontology annotation, biological process: protein refolding; positive regulation of proteasomal ubiquitin-dependent protein catabolic process. The transcript is spliced from 11 exons.